Aspergillus aculeatus ATCC 16872 is the source of this 1535-nucleotide messenger RNA. RefSeq names its product TatD family hydrolase. The transcript has a single exon. NCBI's taxonomy places the organism in Eukaryota, Fungi, Ascomycota, Eurotiomycetes, Eurotiales, Aspergillaceae. Gene Ontology annotation, molecular function: hydrolase activity, acting on ester bonds. The coding region runs from base 266 to 1441 and encodes 391 amino acids. The record is from RefSeq and is a predicted model, not a curated record.
UGGCAAUCGGCCCAUAGCCUGUAAUUGUAGGCUUACAUAUAUCAGGGGAAGAUUUAAGAAAGGACCUAAAUUAUCAAAUCCUAGCAAAUACAUGAAGUAUAGCAGUAGCUAGUGCGCUACAUGUUCUGGUUCUGAUGAACUCGAUUCUGUUACGUCACUACAACCUCCUCAUCCUCGUACUGCAAAUACCGCCCAUCAUCUCCGAUUUCCGUCUUCCCCGGUCUCUCUACCUACUACUCGCCACCUUCGCCAUCUUAUUGUCUAAAUGUCAGACACGAAGCACAAUGACGAGUUUCCAUGGCACUUGGGUGUUUACGACGCUCAUUGCCAUCCCACCGACACGAUGUCGUCAAUUCAGACGAUUCCACAAAUGAAAGCAACGACCCUGACGGUCAUGGCUACCCGGGGAGAAGAUCAAGAUUUGGUCCUCGAGACUGCGAUGUCAUUGAGCCAAAAUGAAAAUGAUCCGACAGGCACAAAACCACCGCCUGUGCUGCCAUGCUUUGGCUGGCAUCCGUGGUUCUCGCACCAGAUUCUCGACGACGUUACAGACUCUGCAGAACCUGACGGUUCUCCGCGGGACGAUCGAAAGGCACAACACUACAAGAAAGUCCUUACGCCGGCACCGGAAGAUGAAUUUAUCGCCUCCUUGCCGGACCCCAAGCCGCUCUCGCAGCUGAUUGCAGAGACGCGCUCACGACUGAGGGCUUAUUCCAGCUCCCUUGUGGGCGAAAUCGGCCUUGAUCGCGCAUUUCGGCUGCCCAAUGCGUGGACCCAAGACGACCAGCAGAAUCGGGACGAGACAGUGACGCCCGGUUCACGUGAGGGCAGGACUCUCAGCCCUCAUCGGGUGCAGCUGAGCCACCAGAAGGCUGUCCUUGAAGCGCAGUUACGUCUUGCUGGGGAGCUAGGUCGACCGGUCUCUGUGCAUAGUGUUCAAGCACAUGGGGCGGUCUUUGAUCUGCUCAAGAAGCUUUGGUCUGGUCAUGAAAAGAAACAGGUAUCACGGAGCGAGAGGCAUCGUCGGCAGAAUGAAUGGAAUUUCUCUGCUGAGAGUGAUGAAGAAAAUCAGAAGCAAUCGGACUCGGCGCAAGCAAACGAGCGACCGCUUCCUUUCCCACCCCGGAUCUGCAUGCACUCUUAUUCGGGACCUGUAGACCCGUUGAAGCAAUUUUUGCAUCCAUCGAAUCCCUCCGUCGUCUACUUCUCGUUUUCCGCGGUCAUUAAUUUCAGCAACCCUUCAUCUCAGAAGGUAGUGGACGUUAUCAAGGCUCUGCCCGACGAUAGAAUCCUCAUUGAAAGCGACUUGCACACCGCCGGACCACAGAUGGACGAGCUAUUGGAGCAGAUCAGCCGGCAGAUUUGCGAGCUUCGUGGUUGGGCUUUGGAACAAGGAGUUCAGCAAUUUGCAAACAAUUGGAAACGCUUUAUUUACGGUUAGAAUGAGCUUAAUUAGAGCAAUAGAGAUGCAUGGCUAGAGUAUGAUUUAUUUCAUCGUAUCAGUUUGUUGAAAGAAGCAUUUGUUGAGGGUGGAC